Cinara cedri is the source of this 1582-nucleotide messenger RNA. The record is from the annotation of a GenBank genome assembly. NCBI's taxonomy places the organism in Eukaryota, Metazoa, Arthropoda, Insecta, Hemiptera, Aphididae.
AUGGACUCUAUUACACCAAACAUUCACGAAGAGGAUCACGAUACAAGUUAUUACAAUGAUGAAGUAGCUGUAAGUAUAAGUAUAUUUAAAUUAUUAUUAUUAAAAAAUGUAUAUUGAAUACAUUUUUUUUUCUAAUAAUUUAACUUUAUUUUAUAAAAUGAAAUAAUUGAAUCACAUGCUAACCAUACAACACAGUGAUACAACUUUUUUUAAUUUACGUAUUUAUUGUUCUUGUUAUAAAUUUGACUAAUUAAUCAAUAAUAUUAAUAAUUAAUUGCUAAUUAAUUAUUUAUUUUAAUUAAUUUACAAAUUGUUUUUAAUUAUUGGCAGAAGUAGUUGAGCCUACAAUCUUCGAUUGCCAUGAAACCUGACCUUCGUUGUUAACAUAAUGACAAAAGGUAUCUCUAACAAUCUUAGUACUUGUUGUUUUGUUUCUGGAGGUACUUGGCUGAAGAGGUGUUGCCUCAUUGACAACCACAUCUCUACAUACUCCACUUGUGACAUUGCUGGCCAACAAAUCCUCACUACAUAAUUCCUAGUAAUGUAAGCUCGUGGCUGACGUUUUCGUAAAAAGUUAUGUAAAUAACAAUAAGCCAAGACUACUAUUUGAGCCUUUUCUGGAGACAGUGCUAUAGGAUUCUGAAGGACACCAAAUCUGCUGACCAAAAUUCCAAAGGUGUUUUCGAUAACACGACAUGCACGACUUAACCGAUAAUUAAAAAUUCUUCUCUCUAAAUUUAAUCCAGCUUGAGGGUAGGAUUUCAUGAGAUUCUCUGUCAGUGCAAAAGCGUCGUCGCCCAAGAAAGUCAAUGGUAAUUUUUUCUGGCUAUUUGGCAAUUGUGCAAGUUCCGGGAGUCCAAGUGAAUUAUCUGAAAAUGCUCUCCCAAACUCCGUGUAACUAAGUACAUCGCCAUCUGAUAUUCUCUCAUUGAUCCCCACAUCAACCAUGAUGAAUUCACAAUUCGCACUCGCUACUGCCAUCAUCACAAUACUGAAGAAUUUUUUGUAAUUAAAGUACUGUGAUCCUGAAUUGGGGGGUUUUUUAUUGCCACGUGUUUCCCAUUAAUUGCUCCCAAGCCGUUUAGAAAAUUCCACAAAUCAUUGAAUUCUCGCGCAAUUUCUUUCUAUUCUUCUUCUGAACAUGGUAACUGUAACAUAUUAAUAUAAAUAUAAUAAACAAAUAUAUAUAAUUAUAUAUAUCAUAAUAUUAUAAUAAUAAUAAUAUAAUAUAAUAAUAUACAUAAUAAUAAUACAUAUAAUAUAAUAUUAUAAUAUAUAUUAUAUAUAAUUAAAAUUUUUUUAACACAGUUAAGUUGGCACAAAGAAAAGCCAGUGGCAUAAAUAAUUUGAUUUAGAAAAUUUAGUAUAUAUAAAUAAAAUACCAAUAAAUAUAUGUAAAAAUAUUGUAUGAGUAUUAACUUUUAAACAAUUUGUAUUGUUUUAAUUUUUAUUUUCUUUGAUUUAUUUUCUACAGACCCAUGGCAGGCUUAUACCUGCUAAGAAGAAAAAUAAGAAAGAAGAUUCGACUGAGGAGUUGAUGAAAAUGGUUUGUCAACGCCUUAAACAACCGCUAGAUGACUAA